Messenger RNA from Pelobates cultripes (western spadefoot toad), 11219 nucleotides. The record is from the annotation of a GenBank genome assembly. NCBI's taxonomy places the organism in Eukaryota, Metazoa, Chordata, Amphibia, Anura, Pelobatidae.
CCCAGCCCUGCUCAGCGCCGCAGAUUCACAUCAUACGAGUAAUGUCUUUGUUUGGAGAGGGGGAGGGGAAUGGGUUGGACUGUGGUGAAGGGACAAUAUGUUUAAGUCUUAUGGUGGAUGAACUGGUGGAGGCAUGAACAUUAGGUUUACUAAAGUAAUUGAGGUUUUGGUGUAGAAAUUAAAAGGUAUAAGGGACCAAGUGGCAGUAAUUACGUCCUAUCCAUCUUUCUGUGCUAUACCCAUUACUAGUGUCUUCCUCCGUAUUAAUCCUGUCUGUUCUCCUCACACAGUCUUACCUCCCUGUUUUAUGGUGAGCCAAGUGACAAGGAAAAGUCCCCUUGUGAAGUGAGCCCUUCAGAACUGAGAAGUAAAGAUGGGGUGAGUAAACAGAAACAUGGUAGGCUGUGUUUAGUAGUGCCUGUCCUGGGGCUAGAACUGUUUGUAUGUUGACGAGUAAACAAUGGAGAGGGUUUUUUUUGCUUUUGUUUUGUUUUUUGUUGGGUCUAGGGUUAUUGGUAAGCUGUGUAAAGAAACCGUGUAAGGUUGGGUAGUCAUUUUACAUCAGAGAGAAGAUCCAUGAGUGAGUUGUGUUGGUUGUUCUUGGUAUACAGGAGAGGGAUCUUUGUUAGUUGGGUAUUCUUGGUAUACAGGAGAGGGAUCUUUGUUGGUUGGGUAUUCUUGGUAUACAGGAGAGGGAUCUUUGUUGGUUGGGUAAUCUUGGUAUACAGGAGAGGGAUCUUUGUUGGUUGGGUAUUUUUGAUAUACAGAAGCGGAAACUUUGUUGGUUAGGUAUUCUUGGUAUAACCGAGAGGGAACUUUAAACACAAACAAAUACUCAAAGAGUUUAAGGUGUCUAGGUGCUUCAGGACACUUAUAGGGUGUGUAUAGAUAUAGGUGUUCUCAGUCACCUUACAAUAGAACAACAACUCUGGUAAUUAUGACACUACCACAAAUGUAUACAACACUCAGUGUAACACUUAUAGUGAGAAACAUAUAUAUACUUCCCAGUAGUCACUUUCUGUAGUUACAACUUUGCAUCUCCCAUAGAAUCUAUCAGAAAUAAAUGUAACCACACAUAGUGAAAUCUGUAUAACAACAGUAUAAUGGAAAUAAAAUAUAACAUUUCACUCACAAAUAUAGUGGUGUGCCAGGCUCUAUAAAAUCAGUAUAAGGGUGCCAGUGGUUGGCUACGGAGAUAUCUCAGAUGGAGAUCCACAGCAAUUCCAGAAAAAGCAUUUAUUGAUAUAAAGCAAUAGUCAGGACAUAUGUAAGCAGUGUCCUAAGGAAAAACGUACACUACCGCAAUAUGCAAUAAGUCCUGAAUAUAAAUAAUAUAUGUCCUGAUUUUAUUGUUUUAUAUCAAUAAAUGCUUUUUCUGGAAUGCUUGGUUGGAUAUUCUUAGUAUAACAGAGAGAGAAUUUUGUUGGUUGGGUAUUCUUGGUAUACAGGAAAGGUAACUCUGUUGGUUGGGUAUUUUAGGUAUACAGAAGCGGGAACUUUGUUGGUUGGGUAUUCUUGGUAUAAUGGAGACGGAAAUGUGUUGGUUGGAUAUUCCUAGUAUAACAGAGAGGGAACUUUGUUGGUUGGGUAUUCUUGGUAUAAUGGAGAGGGAACAUUGUUGGUUGGGUAUUCCUGGUAUACAGAACCGGGAACUGUGUUGGUUGGAUAUGCCUGGUAUACAGAACCAGGAACUUUGUUGGUUGGGUAUUCUUGGUAUAAUGGAGAGGGGACUUUGUUGGUUGGAUAUUCCUGGUAUACAGAACCGGGAACUUUGUUGGUUGGGUAUUCUUGGUAUAACAGAGAGGGAACUUUAUUGGUUGGGUAUUCUUGGUAUACUGGAGAGAACAUUUUGUUGGUGGGGUAUUCGUGGAAGACCGGGAAGGGAACUCUUAGGUUGGUAUUCAUGGUAUACCAGAAAGGGAGAAGUGUUUUUGAGUUGUUUUGAUGUACCAAAGAGGCAGCUUUUUCAGUUAAAAAAUCUUGGUAUACCUGGAAAGGAGGCAAGCCAGUUUGGUGCUCUUGAUAUACAUGAGUGAGCUAUGCCAAGUUGGUUAUCUUGAUAUGGCAAUUGGAAAAUCAGCGUAGCGGUCUUGCUGUGGUGAACUGACUUUCUCUACCAUACAGUAUAGAAAAUAAGGAAUGCUACUUAAUUGGAUGAUGUUAGCACACCAGGAAAUAUAUUUGAGAUUGAGUUGAACUAAGUGGUCUCGGUACUCCUGAGAAUAAACUAGACAAAGAUUUAGUGUUUUAUGUUUUAGGCAGGAUAUCAAAGAAGAAACAUUGGAUGGAUGGUUUUGGUAAACAUAUCUACUACACAACAAAACUAAUAAACAAGCAUUUAAAACCUCUUCCUUUCUUUUUGCUUACAGGGAUUCUGCUCCUGGCUGAGUUCACUCUACCAGAUAAAGUGAGAACCUCCCUUGGGGUCAGGGCUUGGGAGCACAUGGUUUGAAAUAGGUCCAGGUUGAGAUCUACGCAUAGUGAGAUGAGAAGGCCACAUUAAUGUUUUAAUUGUUUUCAACACAAGGGAGCAUUAUUGAGGUAGAAUUGUAAGGUUUGUUAGUCUCUAAUGUGUAAUAUUAUUGUAACGAGUGUGGAAAUUUUUAGAUAUUCUAGAAAAGGGCAUGGUAUUAUUGUUAAAGGGGGAUGUCAGGAGAUCUUUGGGUUGGUUUAGGACAGUGAAGUGAAGGGGCAGUUUUGCUAAUGUGUGUGAUUCACGUUAAUGGCAAGAUGAAGGACUUUAUUUUUAGGAAUAAAGUAAUUCAGUGGGCUCAUAUGAAGGGGUUAAUUAUCUGAGGAGAGGUGAAGUUAGGAUGCAUUAUUUUGGGAUAUGGUUAUGUGGAAGAGUUCUAUUGUUUAAGGGGUUUCAGAUGAUACAAUGUUAUUGUUGGGCCAGACGAGGUGAGGAGGGUAUGUUAUUGGUAUGGGUGACAUAUGGGACAUGUCUGAAAGAGUAUGGUCAGUAGGUAUCAUGUGAGAAGCUGUAGCAUUGGGAAGGCUGCUGUAAGGACAUGCUAUUUAUUUUAAGGGCUUUGGACAGGCAGUCUCAGGCAGGCUAGCUAUAUCAGUAAGGGGAAUGUGGUGACGGGAUGUCAUUAUAGCCAGGGGUGAGGUUGUGGGGUCUCAGAUGAAGAUGCAUUACUUUGGCCAGUGCUGUAGAGAAUGGGAUUUUAUUGUGUGAAAUAGUUGAGGUUAGGAGAUCACCGUUGAAGGUGCAUUGUUUUAGGUUAAUGCUAUGGGGUCACAGUUUGCAAGCUUUAUUGAGGGAGGGCUGUGAUAAGCCAAUGUUAUUGGAGUAAGGUGUGAGGUUAGGAGGUCUUAGUUAAAGGAGCAUUAUUUAGGGGCCUAGAUGAUGAUAGGUGUGGAAGCAUGAAGGAGAAGAUUCAGACUGCAACACUCUUUCCAUUCACAGGGAUGAGGAGAUCCAAAGCAAAUGUGGUGCAGAUGCAAUCACAUACCUGUCCUAUCAGCGCCACCUCCUUGUGUUGUUGCUGCUGGCUUGUGUUCUGUCUGUGGCCAUCAUUCUGCCAAUCAACUUUUCUGGAGAUCUGCUGGGUGAGUAUGACUCUUAAGGCUCUGUCAGAAACCUUUGAUAUUUUUUGUAUACAUACAUUAAUGAUUUAAUAUAGUACCUAUGUUCAAUGAAAGUGCAAAGGUCAAGCUAAAAGCUCUUUCCUGACAGAAAUGGUAACUGCCCAUAUAUCCAUCCUGCCCAAACCUGGUUCAACACACCACAUUCACAAACAUUUGGCCUAGUAGACUAAACCCAUUGCUUCUAUGUUUGAUUACUUCUAACGGAGUGGGGUUUUGGUAAUAGCUGCCAAGCCUAAGACAAUACUAGGAAGGUGACCUCACAUAUUACAGUUGCAGGAGGUCUAUAAGUUUGACAGGUGGCUAGAUUAUCCCUUGAUUUUAAGGAUUAAAGUCACCAAUUUAUUGCACAGCCUAUACAAUAGAAAACUUCCACUUUUGUGGAAAUACCUUCACAAAUAGUCAUAGGCGCACCUCCUAGUUUGGAAGAAUAGCAGCUGUUAAAAGAAAACUUUAAGCACUAAAACGUAUUGUAAUGCUUAUAGUGCCAGGUGUAUCCCGGUACCACCAGUGUAAGUUGUUAAACAAUUUAAGAAUGAAUUGACAACUUACCUGGGGUCUGCUAUGCUUCCUCUGGACUCCUCUCUGUGUUAUCCUUUUCUUGACAAAUGGAAUAUGUUAGAGACACUAUAGUUACCAAAACAACUUUACUUAAUGAUGCCGUUUUGGUGUAUAGAUCAUACCCUGCAGUCUCACUGCUCAAUUCUCUGCCAUUUAGGAGUAAAAUAACGUUGUUUAUGCAGCCCUUGCAUGUCAUUUACAUAGCUUUCCUAAACGCUUCCUGUAAAUAGAGAUCUAAUGUGUGCACUUCCUUUAUUGCAAAUUCUGUUGUAUUCAGAAUUUCUUAUCUUCUUCUCUGUUAAUAACUUGCAAGAGCCUGCAGGAGCCUCCUGUAUGUAAUUAAAGUUCAAUUUACAGAGCAGAAGAUAAAAACUGUUUUUUUUUAUGCAGUUGAUUUCAUUUAGGCUGUGUCAGUCACAACCAGGGGAGGUGUGACGGGGGCUGCAUAAACAAAAGUGAUUGAAAUCUCAUUUUGUGCAAUUUAGGAGCUAAGAGGCAUGAUCUAUACACUAAACCUGUUUUAGUUGUUUUGGUGACUGCAGUCUCCCUUUAAUUACAAAACCAAGUCAGAGACACAAAUAAAUACCAGUGCCACAGUUAAUUUUAAUCACUGCCAUUUUCACUGGAUUAGUAAGAGAGAGCAUACUUAGUUUGGUUUUGAUUGUAUGUUGUUCUUUUCUUUUAACUUUCUUCAAAAAAUUUCAUGUAAAACAUUUCAAUCAAUAAGUCUUAAUCCUGCUAACGUAAAUGUGAUGUUUGUGAGUGCCUUACUUAUUAUUUUUCUUCAACUCAUGACAAUAAAGGAACCCAUUACUGCCAUGUUGCCCAUAAGACCACAUAUGCAGUCACCCACAUUACUGCCAUGUUGCCCACAUAUUCAGAUACCCACAUCUUUUGUUACACUUAUACAUUAUAACCUCAAAGCGCUCCAACCAAAUCACAAGCUGUCACUUUGUCUCUGUGUCUGCAGGUCACAGUCCGGCUCAGUUUGGUCGUGCCACCAUUGUUAACGUUCCCACACAGUGAGUAUGAGUGUAUUUGACCCCGGAUAACCUACGGCUGGAUAACUUGCUCCUGUAACUUGCUCCUGUAACUUGCUUUAUGUAAUCCUCAGGGACCGGUUUUUGUGGGUGCACAGUGUGUUUGCGUUUCUGUACUUUGUGUUCACUGCUCUGAGUAUGCGGCAUCAUUCGGCCUCUUUACACUACAAGGAGGAUGACAAGGUAAGAGUCCAGCAACAAUUGAUCCCUUCUGUGGCAUCCUCAUGCAUUCCACUUAAAAAUAAAUAUUUUGUACCAAUUGGUCACAUACAAAAAGUAAAUCCUGUUGAACAAUGGGCCAACACAACUUAUUAUGCUAUGAGUCAUAGUGUGGCACAGAAAACACUAAGCUAUCAGGGUGCAAUCUGUGGACAUAUGGUUACAUGUUUUGGUUUAUUUUGCAGGUGGCAAGAACGCUGAUGGUCAGUCAUAUUCCCCAGGAGAUCUCGGAUACUUCUCUUCUCAUUAAACAUUUCCAGUGAGUUCUUUCUUUUGUAUUAAUUUAAAAAUGUCGUAAAAUAGUUCACAAUGUAAGAUAGGAAGAACAGGGAACAACCCUUACCAGAGGCCUGACUAAGCAGCGCAUUUAGUGGCUGCACCAAUUCUUCUGAGUGAAUGGAACAAAUUCUCUCCCCGCAGAAGUAGGGUGAUUUUACCUUAAAGGACCACUCUAGGCACCCAGACCACUUCAGCUUAAUGAAGUGGUCUGGGUGCCAGGUCCUUCUAGGGUUAACCUAUUUUUUAAUAAACAUAGCAGUUUCAGAGAAACUGCUAUGUUUAUGAAUGGGUUAAGCCUUCCCCCUAAUCCUCUAGUGGCUGUCUCAUUGACAGCCACUAGAGGCGCUUGCGUGCUUCUCACUGUGAUUUUCCAGCGCUGGGCGGGGAGCUCUCCUCCUCCGAUCCUCCUCCGUUCCUCCUCCUGGGCUGAAUGCGCACGCGCGGCAAGAUUUUCACAGUGAGAGCACGCAAGCGUCCAUAGGAAAGCAUUGUAAAUGCUUUCCUAUGCGACGGGCUGAAUGCGCGCGCAGCUCUUGCCGCGCGUGCGCAUUCAGCCCAGGAGGAGGAACGGAGGAGGAUCAGAGGAGGAGAGCUCCCCGCCCAGCGCUGGAAAAAGGUAAGUUUAAACCCCUUUCCCCUUUCCAGAGCCGGGCGGGAGGGGGUCCCUGAGGGUGGGGGCACCCUCAGGGCACUAUAGUGCCAGGAAAACGAGUAUGUUUUCCUGGCACUAUAGUGGUCCUUUAAGCAAAACUGCCUCUUGUUUGACAGCUGGAAGUGAUUGUAACUAAACCAAUGUUUGUGUCACAGUGAGGCAUACCCCAGCUGCACGGUGACUGAUGUCCAGUUCUGCUUUGAUGUCAGGAGGCUGAUAAAAUUGGACUCAGAGAGGUGAGCGACACAAAGUUGGCAUAUGUGGGGUUAUUGGUGGGCACAUACUCAAGGGAUUAUAUACCGUUUGCCCCAUCAACUCAGAAUGAAAUUUUAGUUAACAAAAUUAUACCGUCAACAUUCUUCCUGAGCUAAAUACUGCAAAUGAUUAAAUAUAUCUGGAUACAUAUGUACACAAGUAACUAUAUUAUGACAUAUGAUUUUCAUGAAACCUUACUAAUGAUAUGUUUUAUUGUAUGCUACACUUUUUAAAACUCCUUUCUCUAGCCUCAUUGAUUUAACUGAAAGAAAUUAAAAAAACAUAUUUUAAAAAUCAGGGACAGUAAGCAAGGUAAAGGCUUCCGGUAUCAAAAUGUCCUGUAUAAUAUACCGCCUUCAUACACACCUAUACACUGUGUGCCGAUAGCAGCCUGUAUAAUAUACCGCCUUCAUACACACCUAUACACUGUGUGCCGAUAGCAGCCUGUAUAAUAUACCGCCUUCAUACACACCUAUACACUGUGUGCCGAUAGCAGCCUGUGUAAUAUACUGCCUUCAUACACACCUAUACACUGUGUGCAGAUAGCAGCCUGUAUAAUAUACUGCCUUCAUACACACCUAAACACCGUGUGCCGAUAGCAGACUGUAUAAUAUACUGCCUUCAUACACACCUAUACACCGUGUGCCGAUAGCAGCCUGUAUAAUAUACCGCCUUCAUACACACCUAUACACUGUGUGCCGAUAGCAGCCUGUAUAAUAUACCGCCUUCAUACACACCUAUACACUGUGUGCCGAUAGCAGCCUGUAUAAUAUACCGCCUUCAUGCACACCUAUACACUGUGUGCCGAUAGCAGCCUGUAUAAUACACUGCCUUCAUGCACACCUAUACACUGUGUGCCGAUAGCAGCCGGUAUAAUACACUGCCUUCAUGCACACCUAUACACUGUGUGCCGAUAGCAGCCUGUAUAAUAUACUGCCUUCAUGCACACCUAUACACUGUGUGCCGAUAGCAGCCUGUAUAAUAUACUGCCUUCAUGCACACCUAUACACUGUGUGCCGAUAGCAGACUGUAUAAUAUACUGCCUUCAUACACACCUAUACACUGUGUGCCGAUAGCAGCCUGUAUAAUAUACUGCCUUCAUACACACCUAUACACUGUGUGCCGAUAGCAGACUGUAUAAUAUACUGCCUUCAUAUACACCUAUACACUGUGUGCCGAUAGCAGCCUGUAUAAUAUACUGCCUUCAUACACACCUAUACACUGUGUGCCGAUAGCAGCCUGUAUAAUAUACUGCCUUCAUACACUACUAAACACCGUGUGCCGAUAGCAGCCUGUAUAAUAUACUGCCUUCAUACACCCCUAUGCACUGUGUGCUGAUAGCACCCAGCAUAAUCCAUUCCCGGAGAUAUGUUGCCUCAAUUGAGGGACAAUAGGGCAGAAAAGAGGGAUAAGUGUAUUUAGUCUCAACAUUUCGACUGUCCCUACUAAAUAUGGACAUUUGGGUGGCAUGCUAGAGCUUAAUAGGUUUGUGCAUUCUGAGUCAGCUAAAUUCAGGCCAAUUGUCUAUUCGGCCAAAUUUUGUAAAUGCGAAGCACCAUAUGUACGUUAUACCCCAGGAGCAAAUUGCUAGCACAGUGUGCGAAUACUCGCUAUUCAGAGUCCUGCCAGUGCCACCAAAAAAAGAUAAUUGAUGGGGGGAAAAAGAUAAUGUUUAGGGAACAGUCACUAAAUGUUGAUUUUAUUCAUAGAAGAGACCAAAAAUAUUAUAUUUAUAUAUUUAGCAAGUAAAUAGAAUAUAUAAAUACAGAUUUUUUUAGUAUUUUUGUAUUAUUAUUAUUAUUAUUAUUAUUUUAUUCAUUUAUUUUACUUCAACGCCUCCUCUUCUCUAUUGGUUACUUUUUCCCACUUGAUCGCUGAACUCAAUGGUAAAAUUAUAUUUUUAUAGCAAAUCUUUCAGUCUGCAUUGCAGUUCACAGAUUGGCCCAUUUUCAUGCCCUUUUUAGUUUGGCUAAAUGUUUUCUGUAAAUAGUUUUCAUGAACGAUGUUGAGCCAAGUCGAACUGUUACAGGAAAGAGUGUGUCGAACAAAAAUGGGGAAAAAUUAUUUGUCCAAAAGGAUCACUCCUGCCGUGCACAAGUCUAGCGCUCGUUCUUAGCUUAAUGUGUUCUGUUUGUCACUCCCCAGGCGCAAGGCUAUGAAUGGACGCAUGUAUUUUGCUGGACGAGCUCAAAAAGAAGGAAAACUAAUGAUCAAAACUCACCCACUUGCUCGAUUGUGUCGCUGUGACUGCUGGGGCUUUAAACAGGUGAGAAAGAGGCUAAAUCGUGGAGGGAUGGUGGGCCGGUGUGUCUGUCUGAGCUGUCACUGGAUAUGAGCCUUCUUAUUUCCUUUCUCUCUUGUAAUUAAUUUCUGGUCUCUCCAGUUCACCCAGUGCUGGUGGUUGUUCGGUUUACGUUCAUUGCGCAUUCUUUUCUUCACUGCUCCCAAUCUAACAUUGACCCACAUGUUCUGUGAUCUGUGUGCAUCUCUGUUGAAUGUGGAAAUAAGAGAUUCUGCCAUUUCUCUGAUGUCUCCAGGUAGAAGCUGAACAGUAUUACGCAGAGCUGGAGGAGAAAUUGACUGAUGAGUUUACUGCUGAACGGAACCGGGUCAUGUUAAAGAGACUGGGGAUGGCGUUUAUCACCUUCCAGGAUGAGAGAAUGACUGCAGUGUACGUGGCUAGAACUCUGUAAACUGCAGGCAGCUUACUGUGAAGAAACCUCCCAUCUGUAUCACUGUCCGGCUGCAUCAAAUACGCCACAUGCAUUCUCCUACUUAUAGCGUUCGCAUUACUACUUCAACCACGUUUUCCAUGAAAGCUUUACAUUCCAUACAAUAUUGGGGGGUGCGUUAAUUGUGACGCCCAGCUGUAUGUAGAAUUCUAGGUCUACCAGAAGAAAUUUAAUUAACUAAUCGCUGUGGUUGAAGAAAUCCAUUUACUACUAGCAGUACUAGUAUCCUGAUAGUUAGUAGAAUUCUAGCAGUCAGAAAAAAUAUGUGUGAGGUGCCAAAUCUACUUUAUUAUCAGACAUGGUUAUUGUUAAGGAGGAGAUUUAAGCAAAAUAGAGAUGGAACAAUGUAACCUAAUAGAAAUUAGUUGAAUUUCUGUAACUGGCAAUUUGGGUGGAAUUAAUCUAAUUGUGAUGGCUAUCCCUCCUUUCAGGAUUAUACAGGAUUACAGCCGCCCCCAUUGCCGCCGGGCCCCCCAGCAAUCCUCGGUCACGCCGAUACUACAGUCUCACCAGUGGGAAGUGCAAUACGCUCCUGCACCAAUUGAUAUCAUUUGGUACGAUACCUCAAACUCUGACCACAUUGUCGGCAGGAUCUUUCCUGAUAAUAUGUGAAUCUUACUGAUGAUGUUACACGUAUAACACUAAUCAUUUUUACUUUGAACACUGUGCCCAACAGGGAGAAUCUGGCGGUGACUGGGACGGUCUGGUGGCUUCGCUUUGCAGCGUUGAAUUUGGCCUUGUUCCUGCUCCUCUUUUUUCUCACUACACCUGCUGUCAUCGUGAGCACCAUGGACAGAUUCAAUGUCACCAAUCCAGUGGAAAGCCUGCAUGUGAGGAGUGUUUGGGGUAUUCUUGCCCUUGACAGGCUUCUUCUGCUAUCUACCCCUUUGUAUCUUGUUGACAACUCUGGUGUCCCCCAUCUAUCCUUUACUUCCCCUCACUCUUGCCUUGUCUUCUGCCGGUCACUCAGACCAUCUUAUGUUCUUCUCCCUCCUCCCAUAUUCUCAUUGUCUGUUCUUAUUACUCACCCUUUACCCACACACUUACCCUUCAUCUCUCCCUUACUCUCAUUGUCUGAACCUUCAUCUCCCCCUCACUCUUGCUGUCUGUCCAUUCAUCUCCUGUUCACAAUGUUUCCCAAAUAUGUUCCCCAUCUUACACUCCAUUCAUUCUUCCCCCCCACCCUGAAUGUCUCACUCUCACUGUUCUCCGGUUUCACGGUUACCCUCACUCUCUUUCUCACAGAAUCCAGUGAUCACUCAGUUCCUCCCCACAUUCCUUCUGUGGAUGUUCUCCGUCUGCCUCCCAUUUUUGGUUUAUUACUCUGCAUUCCUGGAGUGCCACUGGACCAGGUAACGCUCUCACACCCAUAACAGGCCCCUAUGGUUUUCUAUCAACCUCACCCCUUUCCUUAAACAUCAUCCCCUAUAUCUUACACAAAAACAGAAAUAUAUUAUUGUGAAGUAAGUAGCAACCAAUCUAAACUACAAAUAAUUUGAUCCAUUCUAAAACCUGCAAGCUAAUAUUUAGGCUGGUAGUGCUGAAUACAUCCAAUGCAUCUUUAAAUUACCUUGUUUUAACCUCAUCGGCUAAAAGAUGAUUUGAAGGAUAAUUUACAUUUCAUUUUAAUUAUUUUAUCUAAAGUGCUUUAGUUUUGUUUUGAUGCUAGGUCUAAUGAGAAUCGGCUGACAAUGCACAAGUGUUACUUCUUCCUCGUAUUCAUGGUUAUUAUCCUGCCUUCUCUGGGUCUGACCAGGUACUUUCCACCCAGCAACUUGCAUUCCUGCACAGCCACAUGUUCUGCUUUCUGUAUCCCCACUUCCCUUGUCCUUCUUUCUACUUAAUGACCUCCCUCCUCGUUCUGCUUCUCACUCGUGCUCUCCUCCACUU